AUGCGAAAUUUUGUGCAAUCGCAGCUUUCUUCUUCUUUACUGUUUCGCUUGCGUAUACUCUUGAGCGGCAAGCGCUGCUGUGCCUCUUCCUCCUCUGCCAACGUCGGUCCCAGCUCCAGCAGGGCUGAACGUGGACCUACCAUUGCAUCGAAAAAACCAAAGCGGCGCAUCUCUGCAAACAUAGACACUUCUGCCCUGCUUGAUCGUGUCCCUCGGGAUCCUGGAGCGCAUGCCGAGCUUUCGACGGCCGAGCUGGAACGCAAGCUAGAUGAAUGGUCCAAGAUGAACCCGCAACAACUUCAAGAAUUGUAUGAGCGUCUAGAGAAACAGGAGAAAGAAGAGAGUCGUGUACUAGUGGAGGACUCACUGUAUCAAAUGGAUGUGUCAAUGCGGGAUCGCUCUGCGGCAGCCGUGCGUGUCUUUUGGAAGGAUGUGGAUGUAGGCCUGCUUGACGGUCAUGAUGGGUGGUAUACUGUCUUGGUGGAUGGACGCAAGGUAAAAGCAUUUGAGUCCAAAAAUGUUCUUGCAAUUCCGAGUGAGGCCAUGGCAUACGGUUGUGCACAGGAGUAUGCAGAGCAAUCAGUGUAUUUAAACAAACUAUUGAUGCCAAUGACAGAUAUGUGCAGUGGAGCACUGGCCGUUGCCCCUCAAAUGAUUGCCCCGCGUGUGGACUAUUUGAUGUCGUUCUACCAGAAUGAUAACAUGUACUUCCGUGCUGCCCCCAUUUUGGCGGAACAGGAUCGCGUGAUUGGUCCCAUUGCAGAUUGGUUUGCGCAUGUCUUUAAUGUAAAUGUGCCACGAAUUGUGGGCAUUGGUCACCCACAAAUUCCUGCAGGUUCCACGCUUAAGGUGCGCGAUACACUACUGGCGAUGUCGAUGAAUCCAUAUCAGAUUGUGGCGCUCUGUGUGGCGGCCCAAUUUACCAGCAGUCUGCUCCUCCCUCUUGCAAUGUUUAACGGAGUUGUCGAUCUUCCAACGGCGUUGUCAAUCAACUCUUCGGAGGAGAGGCAUAAUACUUCGGUUGAGGGAGUCAUUGAGGGAUACCACGACAUUAGAGAAGCGGAUGUUGUCACGAAACUUUGCGCAUGCGCCGUGACCUGGCAAUUGAUGAAAGACAUCCCGCUCUCAAAGUGCAUGGAGGUGGAACGCAUUAGCGUUGAGAGUGAGGCUCUCUGA
Trypanosoma rangeli is the source of this 1176-nucleotide messenger RNA. Its product is annotated as ATP synthase mitochondrial F1 complex assembly factor 2. Bases 1 to 1176 code for a protein of 391 amino acids. Gene Ontology annotation, cellular component: mitochondrion. Gene Ontology annotation, biological process: mitochondrial proton-transporting ATP synthase complex assembly. The transcript has a single exon. The record is from RefSeq and is a predicted model, not a curated record. Lineage: Eukaryota; Euglenozoa; Kinetoplastea; Trypanosomatida; Trypanosomatidae.